Clarias gariepinus (North African catfish) is the source of this 3586-nucleotide messenger RNA. It is a transcript of the gene jph3b, whose product is annotated as junctophilin 3b. Gene Ontology annotation, cellular component: plasma membrane; junctional membrane complex; endoplasmic reticulum membrane. Lineage: Eukaryota; Metazoa; Chordata; Actinopteri; Siluriformes; Clariidae. The coding region runs from base 1048 to 3240 and encodes 730 amino acids. The transcript has 5 exons. Gene Ontology annotation, biological process: regulation of synaptic plasticity. The record is from RefSeq and is a predicted model, not a curated record.
AUCCAAGCAAACCAGGCGGCGCACUCUUCCUGGAUACACAUCAGAACGGAAGGCUCUCAACCUGGAUUUAUCACUGAUGCGCAAACACUGGAUUGUAAUGUGGAUCUGAAAAAGCGUGAGGAGAAAGAGAGCAAAAUAGACAGACAGGCAGGGAGGGAGAGAGGGAGAGAGAGAGAAACAGAAAGAAGCAAAGAGAGACACCGAGCAUACGACGGAUUAUUAACGCUGGAUUGUCUGCUGCCCUGCUGAUCCAUCCAUCCAUCCAUCUCCUGUUACCUAAACGACAGCAUUGAUACCUAGCAAUCACGCACCUCAUGUUUUUUUCUCAUCCUUCUCUUUCUUUCAUCUCUUCAUCAGCAGUAUCAUCCGCAGCGUGAUGAUGAUGUCGGGCGGGGGGUUUGGGUGCUGACGCUUGUACAACAGGACAAGAGCCUUCUCCGUACACUCUUAGGUAGGAAGGUUCUUGGGUUUAUUCCUCUGGAGAAACUAGUAUGUAGAACCCAACAAGACAAGUUGAAAAAAUCAAGAACCGUUAGGAACCCUAAGAACCCUAGAGAACCCUUUUUUUCCCUAAGAGUGUAGAGUAGACGUGUGUAAAUGCUGCACAAGCGCUUCCUCCACCAAACAGGUUUCUGAAAAGGUGGAGUCUUGGACCAGUGAAGGAUCGGGGCCUGAGAAGCCCUGCACAUCCGAGUCGCUGCACUCGUGUCUCCCGGCGCGUGAUGGCUGGCGCGGGCCUUCCGCCGUGUCCGUCUCCGAGACGCAGCCGCCGGAGAUCCGCACGGGAAUAAUAUCCUCACUCUCCGGGAGCAGGAUGGUGUGACCAGCACCGCAUUUUAUUUUUUUACUUUCAACCUGUUUUUUUCAGUUUCAUUCAGUGCAACUGUUGACUGACAGGGAUAUUUUCAGGUUAACCAACGUCUUCCACUUUGCUUUGGUACCACCAUCACCGCCUCCACCUCCACCACCCACUCCCGAGCUUUUUUUUAUUUAUUUAAUUUUACUUUUUCCGAGAUUUGUUGACUAUUGCCAAGCCCUAUUUCAUGCAUGUCCACUGGGGGCAGGUUCAACUUUGACGAUGGGGGGUCUUACUGUGGCGAGUGGGACGAAGGCAAGGCCCAUGGCCACGGCAUCUGCACGGGGCCCAAGGGCCAAGGCGAGUACGCCGGUGCGUGGAGCCAUGGUUUUGAGGUCCUGGGUGUGUAUACAUGGCCCAGUGGCAAUACCUUCCAGGGCACGUGGGCACAGGGGAAGCGCCAUGGCAUCGGUGUGGAGAACAAGGGCAAGUGGGUGUACAAGGGGGAGUGGACACAUGGAUUUAAGGGGCGCUACGGAGUGCGGGAGAGCACCGGUGCCAGCGGCAAGUAUGAGGGAACAUGGAACAAUGGCCUGCAGGACGGAUAUGGGACCGAGACUUACUCAGACGGAGGUACGUACCAGGGCCAGUGGGUGGGCGGCAUGCGGCACGGCUACGGCAUUCGGCAGAGCGUCCCAUACGGCAUGGCGGCCGUGAUCCGCUCUCCCCUGCGCACCUCCAUAAACUCUCUGCGCUCGGAGCACAGUAACGGCACGGCAGGGACACCCGGCACUGGGGGCGGCAUCAGCCCGGCGGCGUCGCGUGGAGGCUUCGUCCUGACGGCGCACAGCGAGGCGGAGCUUCUGAAGGCAAAAAAGAAAGGUCUGUUUUUCCGGCGCUCUCUGCUCAGCGGCCUGCGUCUGCGCAAGUCCGAGUCGAAGAGCUCGCUGGCCAGCCAACGCAGCAAGCAGAGCUCGUUCCGCAGCGAGGCGGCCAUGAGUACGGUGAGCUCUGCCGCUUCCGAUGUUAACUCCACCAUCAGUCUGGGCGAGGCCGAGGGGGAGCUCCUGCCCACCAGCCCCAACACCAACGAUGACGGCAACGACGAUGACGGCGUGGAUGCUACGGCCACCGAGAGCUACGCAGGCGAGUGGAGGAACGACAAGCGUGCCGGGUGCGGCGUGAGCCGGCGCUCGGAUGGUCUCUGCUACCAAGGCGAGUGGUUGAGCAACAAGCGCCACGGCUACGGCUGCACCACCUUUCCAGACGGCACCAAGGAGGAGGGGAAGUACAAGCAGAACGCCCUGGUCAGCGGCAAACGCAAGAAUCUGAUCCCGCUACGUGCCAGCAAGAUCCGUGAGAAAGUGGACCGUGCCAUCGAAGGCGCAGAAAAGGCGGCCGAUAUCGCGAAGCAGAAGGCCGAGAUCGCUCUGUCCAGGACGGCCCAUGCGAGGGGGAAGGCGGAGGCGGCCAUGACGGCGGCACAGAAAGCGCAGGAGGAGUGCAGGCUGGCCAGAAUCGCAGCUAAAGAGUUCUCACCUUCGUUUCAGCAUCGAGGAAACGGAGUGGAGUGUGAAAGGCCGAAGCCGCAGCCCUCGAGCGACAAUGACGUGGAGAUGAUGUCGAGCGAGACUCAAGACAGCACCGAGCUCUACAUGAAGGGCUCGACUCCCACAGAACUCACUCCAGACGCCAGCCCGGGUCCAAGUCCCACCUCCAAAGCUCGGGCCCGCCCCAAAAACGCCCGCUUCCUGCGACAAAGCGCUGUGGACGACGAGAGGGGAGGAGCUUCUGAAAUUCAGGUUUUGGUAGAAGGUCGUAGCCACGGCAGGCCGAGUGUAGGGAGCGGAUCAGGGGAGGAACACGUGAGAGCGGCAAACACCAACGGUCACCGGCACUCCUCGACCAAUCACAAGGUGUCGCCGAGGGAUUACGGCACGUCCAAUCACAAGCCGUCGUCACGGGAGAAGUGGGCGGAAUGGACUUCGCACCGGACACAGACGCGACUUCUCGAGCAAGACGAGGAGAAGCUGAGCAACUACGAGAUGGAGAUGAAGCCGCUGCAACCCAUGGACUCCAACUCCCAGAAGCCCUAUGGGCAAGGAGAGGAGCGCCACCGGGGCAAGAACCGGGGCAAGAACCGGGACCGAGAAAGAGACAGGGACAGGGAGAAGGAGAGAGAAAAAGAAGACACGGAACGUCCCAGUGUGGACCCGGUGCAGAAGCUGGACAGUCUACGCACGGGGGAGAAACUGGAGGCUCGGCCUCUGCGCAGGGACCUCAUGCUCUCGCCCCCACAAAAAUCCUCACCCAUUGCACUAGAACACGACAACGGGAACCGCACACAGCUCAAAGCCAACUCGGGCUCCAGCUCAAUUCUGGUUGUCAUGGUGAUUUUGCUCAACAUCGGAGUUGCCAUUCUGUUCAUUCACUUUUUUAUUUAGGACUCUAGUCGUUUCCUUCACUCCCUCUCUGUUUAUCUGCUGUACGGAUCGGGUGUGAACGCUGUAUCUCCGGACACGGAUCCGGUUCGAGGAAACGCAACGCAAACCACGAGGACGGAGGAGGCGGGAAGGGACGGAGACACAAAAUCGGAUUCUCACUCAACUCUGGGCUCAGCGUUUCUCUUUUUCUUUUCCACUUCUCCAAAGAGCUCUUGUUUUAUUUAGAUUUAUUUUGAUUUUGACUUUUUCCCAUCGCUUUUCUCUUUGUUUUUUGUUUAUUAUCGGUAAGUGGGCUUGGACGAAAGGUGGCUAUUUUGACAUAACAGAUGAAAAGCGUGUGUGUGUG